Molecule: messenger RNA, 3411 nt
Organism: Octopus bimaculoides (California two-spot octopus)
Lineage: Eukaryota; Metazoa; Mollusca; Cephalopoda; Octopoda; Octopodidae
Product: protocadherin-19
Biological process (GO): homophilic cell-cell adhesion
Cellular component (GO): plasma membrane
Molecular function (GO): calcium ion binding
Source: RefSeq, a predicted model, not a curated record
AAACUCCACCAUUUUAAUAACCAUGAACCUCAGUACACUGGUCGGACUGUUGCUUCUGUUGUUUCUUCCUGAAGGCUUCACUGUGGACCUCACUUACCAUAUAGAGGAAGAAAGAAGUCCUGGGACCUUUAUAGGGGACAUUGCUGCUGACUCCCCUCUACUAAAUGGUUUUCUAAUUGAUGAACAUGAAAGGAUCUCCUUCAGUCAACUCCAACGGAAAGUGUCCGGAACUUCCCAACUGUUUAAUAUCACUAAACACGGGAGAUUGUUGACAGCUCAGACAUUGGAUGCUGAAGUUUUGUGUAUUUAUAACAAGGAAUGUUCUAGAAUCAUUAAAGUUGCUGUUCAUCAGAAAAAGACAUUUAUGAAGAUCUUAAAGAUUAAAGUCAUAAUAGAAGACAUCAAUGACCACCAGCCUGAGUUUCCUGUCAAAGAAGUCGACCUUCAUUUCCUUGAAUCAGACAGAACCAAAACAGUGAAACCAAUACCAAAUGUCAUUGACAAAGACAUUGGUGUCUUAAAUUCUUUGAUAAAAUAUGAACUUCGAAAGAACCCAGAUGAACCAUUUUCAUUGUCAGUCACCAAACGAGUUGAUGGCAGAUCAAAGAUUAAUCUUCUUUUGGAUGAAGAAUUAGACAGAGAAGUUAAAGGGAAUUAUACUCUUCAGAUUAUUGCUAAAGAUGGAGGAUCUCCACCCAAAGUUGGAAUUUUAAAUGUCCAAAUUUCAGUCAUUGAUGUCAAUGACAACUUACCAAUUUUCCACCGGAAUACCUUUAAUGUCUCCAUAAAAAGUAGCCACAACAAAAACAAACCCAUUAUUACAUUGACUGCUACAGAUUCUGACAUUGGAGAAAAUGGUAAAGUUUUUUACCAUUUCAGUCCUAAAACAUUAAAUGAAGACAAAAAAAAUUUCUAUUUAAAACCAGAUUCUGGUGAAAUUUUAUUAAAAGAAACCUUUGUUCCAGGUCAAAAACAAACGUACAAAUUAUUUGUGGAAGCUAUUGAUGGAGGUAAACCUUCACUCAGCUCCACAGCUCUGGUUCUUGUCAAUGUAAUCAACCAACAGAACAAUAGUCCCAUGAUUAGUGUAGACUUUGUGUCUGCAAUAUCAGAAAAUUCCACUGCAAUUCCUGAAGACAUUGAAGUGGGAAGUUUUAUUGCUUAUGUGAUGGUCACUGAUGAUGACUUGGGGCAAAAUGGUGAAGUGACAUGUGACCUCAAACAUGAAGUAUUCAAACUGUUGAGUUUAGGUUCUAAAGAAUUCAAAAUAACAUUAAAACGGUCAGUCGAUAGAGAAAUAAAAGAUUAUUACCAUAUCACCAUUAGCUGUGAAGAUCAAGGAACUCCUCCAUUGAAAUCUAAAAGAAAUUUCUCCAUCCAAGUCAUUGAUGUCAACGAUGUACAGCCUCAGUUUACUAAAGUCACAUACAAAUUCCUCACCUAUGAAAACAAACCCCCAAAUUUCCCUAUUGGCUUCAUUGAUGCUACAGACCCUGAUUUGGGGCCUGGGGGAGAGUUGACAUAUUCAUUAAAAGAUGAAGGUAAUUUGCCCUUGUUUAUAACAAAAAAUGGUUUCAUAUUGACAACCCAGUCACUAGACAGGGAGCAACAAGAUGUAUACAGAUUUAAGGUUUUUGUCAAAGACAAUGGGGUGAACUCCCUAAAUAACACAGCAAACAUUAUUGUGGAAGUGAUGGACGAAAAUGAUAAUGCCCCUUACUUCACUUUCCCCAGUGUUAGUCCCUUUAGUUUAGACAUUCAUUAUUAUCCCCAGAGUAAGAAUGACAUCACAGUCCUGCGGGCAUCCGACAGAGACAGUCGUGAGAAUGCAUUUCUCAGGUACGAAAUCAUCGCAGGUAACGACAAACAUUUGUUUUCUGUCAAUUUCUACACAGGGGUUCUGUCUUUCUCUCGAACAGUUUACCAAAAUGAUGCUGGGUCAUAUGACCUGCAGUUUAUAGUGAAGGACAGUGGGACCCCAGUCCUGUCAGCAACCACUGUUGUGGCAUUAACACUGACUGUCAGUAAUGAAACCUUCACGGCUUUCUCAGCUGUUCAAGUCCAAUCUGAAGACAUGAUAGACGUGAAGCUGGUGAUCAUCAUAGUCGUUGUAGCGGUGCUACUGUCCAUAGCCAUCGUUAUUUUCAUCACAGUGACUGCAAUCAGGUGCAAUAAUCAAAGAAACAAUACUGCCGCAGAGAAUCAGCCAUACCAAUCAAGGACGGAAAUGAAACAAUUAAUUUACCAAACCAGUAACCCUAUCGUCCUUGCAGGGAACCCAGAGGAGAUGUUAAAUAGAAACACACAAUCUAUGAAGUCUAAAAAUCAGUUUUAUCCAGAAGAAGAAUCACAAAAUGAAUGGAAAACAUCAACAAUGGUAACAACUUUACCGAAAUUAACAAAGAGGUAGAUUGGUUGUAUGAGAGAGGUUCCCUGCCCCCUGGCUGCAGAUCUCCGACUUCAGCAGAGCAGAGACUCAAAGAGCAGCAGCAGCUGUGCCUCAGUGUGGUGCCACCCUUAACACUAACAUCCAGAAUCACUUAGGAUUAUUGUCUGCUUUCUUCUUUCUACACAACAUUUCAUUCAUGGAACUCUGAAUAUCAACAACAACAGCCCAAUCCAUCCUCCUCAUAAUCUUCCUCCUUCUGGAAUCUGCAACUUGUCUGUGUUUCUUUGUGUGUUCCCUCCACCUGCCAUCUGUUCUCUCCCUCAUUUUAAAUUAUAAAAACAAAGAUUUAUAAAUAUAUAAAAAAAAAAGAAACAAAGUACAUGUGUAUGGUGUGAUUGAACCCCUGACCUUUCCUUCUGUGACUCACCUGAAACACUUACUAAAACAACAUAUCAUCAUUGAAGACAGUCACUUUUUAGUCACUGGUCAUAAACUAAACUGUCUGACAGAUAUUCAUCAUAUUUUUCUUCUUUUUUUUUAUUUUAUACAAGAAAAGUUUCAUCAGACAUUGCGUUUAUCAAUGUUUAAUGCCUAAAAAAUACAUGUAGCAAUGCGAAAUUCAAUUUGUUAAAUAAAAGUUACUCAACAUGUAAGACAUGUGUAAGGAUCAGACAAUGUUUGUCAAACACAGAACUUUUCUAAUGUGCAAGACACAUGUACAACAAUCAGACAUUGUGUUUGUCAAACACAGAUCUUUACAUCUAUGUACAACAAAUGUGUAGCAACUGGACACACGUUUUGUCAAACAUCAAACUUCUUAAUUGAGAAAGACAAAUGUAUAAUAAUCAGACAUUGUCAAACAGAGAACUUUGCAGCUUUAUAUGACACAUGUGUAACAAUCAAACAGAUAUAGUCACCUGUAUAAGACAAAUGUGCAAUAAUCAGACACUGGUUUAUCAAACAUACACUGUCUGAUAACUUUAUGAUAGAAGAAAAAAUUUAUUACCAUUGACAGCUCUCUC